This is a messenger RNA of Sebastes umbrosus (honeycomb rockfish), 1674 nucleotides long. Its product is annotated as leucine-rich repeat-containing protein 27-like. Lineage: Eukaryota; Metazoa; Chordata; Actinopteri; Perciformes; Sebastidae. The transcript is spliced from 11 exons. The record is from RefSeq and is a predicted model, not a curated record. Gene Ontology annotation, molecular function: protein binding. The coding region runs from base 196 to 1545 and encodes 449 amino acids.
UGGUUACGAAGUGCGAACUCCUGAAGUGAUGAAGAGGUGUCUAAAAGUUAGCAUGACAUUUUCUCCUCUACAGUAACUCAUGUUUGUUCGUUUUAUAAAGUGUUUAUUAUUUUAAGAAGACACGGAGUCGCUUCCACAGGGGCUACGAGUACGUUUAAGACACAGGUCGAACAAUGCAGAAAAAUACCUUGAACAAUGAACACUAAACAGCUCAGCAUCACUUCUACAAUGUCUUCCCCAGAGGAGCUGCAGCAGGAGGAGGUUUCCGACCUGCAGCUCAGUUUUGUCUUUGGGAACACUAGUGUUUUCAAACCACAGACCCCCCACAUUCAGCCUGAGGAGGCUGAGCCACAGGAGCUCCCUGAAUAUUAUUCAGCAGAGACAUUAUGUCUGAGGAGAACUCAACUGAAAUAUGUUGACGAAAGUAUUUUGAAAAAUAGCUCACUAAAGUAUUUAUAUCUUGAAGGCAACCAGAUAUCCAGUAUCCCAGAUUCAAUGUUCAUCCGCUUGCCAAACCUUCUGUGGCUGGACCUCAGAAAUAACCAAAUUGCAUCGCUCCCUGCCGAAAUUGGCUUGCACAGAUCUCUGAAAACAAUACUUCUGGAAGGAAACCCCAUCUCAGAACUUCCACUUGAGUUGGGAAAUGUGAUCACCCUCAAUGGCCUGAACCUGAGGAACUGCCCCAUCACUUCCCCUCCACCAGACACUGUGAACCAGGGGCUCCAGAGCAUCCUGCAGUACCUCAGGAGUGCUAUGGCUGAGCGGCCAGUUAGCAUGAGAAAGAGCCCCCCAGAGUUGCCAGUGGUGGAGAAGCUCCAGUUGUCGGAGCUGAUGGAGGAGCAGGACGAGUCGGUGGACGAGGACGAGCUGCAGAGGUUCAGGGAACUCAAAGACAUGAUGAUCCUGCUGGACAAAGCUGAGCUGGGCUCAACAGCACAGGGCGAUAGAAACCCAAAGUCACACCUUAUCCCUGUCAUCAAAAGAAAAAAGGCGACUACCAAGGCCAGCGUAAUUCCCGAGCUGCCCUUGUUUGACACUCGGCAUCGGAAAAGGCCAGAAGAAAGGAGGCAGGCUGCAAUGAAAGAGCUGAAGGAGAAACAGGCUAUUCUAGAGCAGAGAAGAAAAAGCCAAGAGGCACUUCAGAAGAUCACACAGGAGGAGAAGAAGAAAGUGUCUGUGCUGGAGAAGAAGAAAGUGUCUGUGCUGAAGAAGCAUGCAGAACAAAGAAAACAAAAGGAAGCAGAAGCAGACAGAAGUGAUACUCAGAGUCAGACGUCUUGCAUAUCCAUCACAGAGUGUGAGGAGAACAGAUCAGCACGUGUGAUGGAGCGGCAGAUCCGUGCCCGUGUUGAGACGAUCCAGGAUAGACGUAGGAAUCCCAGGGUCAGGACCACCGAGCAGUUGGCAGCGACAGAUCAAGAUUUGGAGGAGAUGAGGAGGCUCCAGACUAGGCUUCUAGAGAGGAAGAGAAAUCCGGGAAGAGAUCUUGGAAAAUGUUUCACUAUCAUCACCGGAGACACCUGGCCGAGUUUCACUGAUGAGUAGCAGGAAUUAUAAUAUCUGUUUGAGUUUGGAGGUAUUAAAUUCGUACUCAAAAUUCAUUGUAAAUACUAAUACCUUUAUGAAUGAACUCUUAUUGUACAAAUAAAGAUCACGGUGCUGUUACUGAGCAAG